Hordeum vulgare subsp. vulgare (domesticated barley) is the source of this 563-nucleotide messenger RNA. Its product is annotated as protein WIR1A-like. The coding region runs from base 78 to 317 and encodes 79 amino acids. The record is from RefSeq and is a predicted model, not a curated record. The transcript is spliced from 2 exons. Lineage: Eukaryota; Viridiplantae; Streptophyta; Magnoliopsida; Poales; Poaceae.
CGGCAAACAGCAGGAUACACGCAGCGCAAACUCACCGAAGGGUAGUAACAAACCACAACCCAAACGAGCUCCACUCCAUGGGGUUCUUCGCCGGAGCCGCGCGUUUCCUGGUGCUCCUCCAGAUCGCUCUCUUCGUCAUCUCUGCCGUGAUCAUCAGCGGCCCCGUCUGCAACGGAGCACGCCCAGGACUCGGUGGUGGUGCUCUGGACCCCGGUAGUCCUGUGUGCGUCGGUGGACGGUGCGCACCAUCUGGCCAGCCCUACACUCGCCCUGGGUGCGGCACCGUGUACAAGUGCCCACCAGGUGCUCAGCCCUAGCGCCCGCAGACCCCGCCUCCCCAACAAUGGAGUAAUCGCACUCCCACGGCGUGGAUGCAUGGCUCUGUCUUGUUCGCAGUACCAGUUACUAUCAGGAUCUUAUACUGAACCUAAUAUCAUCUCGUGUGGGCGCACUGAUAUGAAUGAUGGUUCGGUUCAGAAAUAAAGAUGAACGGUGUUCCCAUCUAGUAUUUGCCAAAAUAAAGAUGGGCAGUGAGUGAGCACUGUCUUGUUACCUCGACUCAA